GUAUCUAUAAACACUAAUUACGUCUAUAUUUUGGAGGAGUUGAUCUGGUUUUAUUGUCCGCAAUAGUUAGGAUUUCAACAAAUCUUAUAGAAAUGCCAUUGGAAUCUUCGUCAGACCACGAAGUGGAAGAUUCCGAUUCUGAAUUCGUUGAGGUCGAUCCUUCUGGUCGUUAUGGACGGUACAAAGAAGUGUUAGGAAAGGGGGCUUGCAAAAAGGUAUAUAGAGCAUUUGAUGAAUUGGAAGGAAUUGAAGUAGCUUGGAACCAAAUAAAGGUUUAUGAUUUCUUGAGGAACCCUGAGGAGUUGGAGCGUCUGUACUCCGAAGUUCAUUUACUCAAAACCCUUAAGCACAAGAAUAUUAUCAAAUUCUACAACUCUUGGGUUGAUGCAAAGAACGAUCAUAUCAACUUCAUCACCGAGAUUUUCACCUCUGGCACAUUAAGACAGUACCGCAAGAAGCAUAAGCAUGUGGAUGUGCGAGCAUUGAAGAAUUGGUCUAAACAAAUAUUAGAGGGACUACUGUAUCUUCACAGUCACGAUCCUCCGGUUAUUCAUCGCGACCUCAAGUGUGACAACAUUUUUGUUAAUGGAAAUCAAGGAGAGGUCAAGAUUGGUGACCUUGGACUAGCUGCGAUUCUUCGCCAAGCUCGUUCUGCUCACAGUGUCAUUGGAACUCCAGAGUUCAUGGCACCUGAGCUUUAUGAAGAAGAGUACAAUGAACUUGUAGAUAUCUAUGCCUUUGGGAUGUGCCUACUUGAACUGGUGACAUUUGAGUAUCCAUAUAUUGAAUGUGCCAAUGCUGCUCAAAUAUAUAAGAAAGUGACAUCAGGUGUCAAGCCAGCUUCACUAAAAAAAGUGAAGGAUCCUGAAGUCAGGUCAUUUAUUGAGAAGUGUAUUGCCAAGGUCUCGGAUAGGUUAAGCGCCAAGGAAUUGUUGAUGGAUCGUUUUCUUCAUGCAGACGAGGAUCAUGAAGACAUAAAUAAACAAUCAAAAGCCCAUCCCCAUCCAGGUGGUGACACCGAGAACCUUGACAACGUUGAAGAAACUACAAACGACACCAUGCCGGAUACUGCUAGGGAUUUCACAUUGAAGGGUCAAAUGAGAGAUCCGAACACAGUAUUCCUGAAACUACGUAUAGAAGAUACGACAGGUCACGUUCGGAAUAUUCAUUUUCCAUUCGAUAUCAAAUUUGAUACACAGACUGCAGUUGCUAGAGAAAUGGUUGAAGAGCUGGAUUUAACGGAUCAAGAUGUCUCUACAAUCGCUGAGAUGAUUGAGGCUGAAAUUCGAUCAUGUUUUCCAGAUUGGGCACUUAACGUGAACUCCAACGAACACGAGGCCAAUGAAGUUCCAGAUUCUACCGAAGACUCCGCGUUUGACUCUCGAUACGAAUCUCCAUCCCCGUCAACAAACAAAUCCACCGGUGCUUCUCCUGGAUUUUUAUCUCUUGAACGAUUACCUUCUGGUCGGAGAUAUUGGAGUGACGAACCCAAAAAUGGUUGUUCUCCACUUCAACCCAUACCUUCAGAUGUUUCUGAAGAUGAAAAUGCAGAUCCGGAGGCUUUAUCUAGUGACGACCAUGGUUCAGGCGACGAUGCCCCAACUGAAAACAUGGAAGAAAUCCUGCAUCAUCAUCAUGACAACGACAACGACGACAACGAUGAUGAUGAUGAUGAUGAUGAUGAUGAUGAUGAUGAUGAUGAUGAUGAUGAUGAUGAUGAUACGAGACCCAAAGAAACUUCUGAUGUAAGUAUGAUUGUGGAGAAACUUGAGCAUAUAAUGGUGGAGCAGCAAAAAGAGUUGGAUGAACUUAGUAAACAACAUAGAUUGAUUUUAUCAGAUAUCUUGAUGAAACUUCCUCCCGAAACUCGGCAAGAAGUCGUUACCAGCUGCAAAGUCGAGAUCUCGAAAGCAGGCAUCUCUAAAGAUUCCAACCAUCCUCUUUGCACAAAAGGCGAAGGCGUGCACUUUGUAGCGAAAGACGGGGAGCAGGAACCAAUGGCAGUCAAAAACCAUAACCGUGGAGAUGAUACGUUCAAGCACAGGUUCAAAAGAGGGAUCGAGUAUUCGACGUCAAGCAUGGGCAUUGCUGUAAUUUUGAGGAAUGACAGUGUUAGUUCAUGACAUGAUUUGGAGGGUAAAAAACAUUUGAAGAUGAAGUUUUAGAGAGUGAAUUAAUGCUUGUACAUAUAUUUAUGCUUAUGUUUUUUUAACACAAAAAAGCUUGAUUUAUGGUUGUAAAGUUGAGUCAAUUAGUUGUGAAUCUUGAUGGAGUUUGUAGA
Cynara cardunculus var. scolymus (artichoke) is the source of this 2281-nucleotide messenger RNA. Its product is annotated as probable serine/threonine-protein kinase WNK3. Lineage: Eukaryota; Viridiplantae; Streptophyta; Magnoliopsida; Asterales; Asteraceae. The record is from RefSeq and is a predicted model, not a curated record. Gene Ontology annotation, molecular function: ATP binding; protein serine/threonine kinase activity. Gene Ontology annotation, cellular component: cytoplasm. Bases 93 to 2123 code for a protein of 676 amino acids. Gene Ontology annotation, biological process: intracellular signal transduction; protein phosphorylation. The transcript is spliced from 9 exons.